GGUUGGGGGUGAAAGGGGGGUCGCAGCCGAUGUGCAAUCUAAAUCACCGCAAUAUCUGUGUUUACAGUUCAUUGGCGGGGCUUUGUUGUUUCCGGCAUAGAUGAUAGAAUCACCACACGCUCACGCUGACCGUCAUGCUCUCUCGCCACGGGUUGCCACAGCCUAUCAGGGACUUUGCACCCACACCAGCCCCGAACCGUGUGUCGGUGGGCGCGCGCAGGGUCUGCAAAGGCUGCGCACAAGACGUGUUCAAUGCCUCGCUGGGAGGCUCUCUGCUAGCAUCACAUGCAGCGGCUUCACCUUCAUACACAUUAAGCUAUUCCAGGCUGGCCCGCGACAUCUACACAUCGAUUCUUGACGGUUGUCGCUGGUGCACCGUCGUCGGAAGUGCGGUGCUUACCAACUCUGAGCUGGAGUAUUGGAUGCGGAAUUGGAACGGAUCGCGCUCUGAUGGUGCCAGUCUGUUCUCAACUAGCAGCGAUGGGGAGACGGAAUCGGAGGCAGAGGAUGGCGAUGCAGGACCAGGUGAAUCAGAGGAGGCCACGAAUGCCGAAGAAGACGCGACUGAGAACCCUGGCUUCAUCAUGGUUGAAUCGCUCGCUUGCGCUGCCGAAUUAGACAUCGCGGUCGAAUUCCUGAAAUGGUCCGACAGCCAGGCCUUCAACCUUGCGAGAGUUACUGUUGAGGCGGCUACGUCGAUGGUCCAGGGCCACUGCUCCCUUCAAGAGAUGGUCGGCGACGACGCUGUGGUUAUGACGCUGGAAGUCAUAUGCGAAGACACCCUUGGUGAUACUCCAUCUUUCUUCCCUGAAUGGAAUGUCGUUUCUGCGGCCGAUGUGAAUGAGUGGGCACCGCGCGCAGAAUCGUGGCUUCGAUCUUGUACCGAUCAUCAUGCAUCUUGCGCUUCCACAGGCGGCAGCUUUCAGCCCACGCGACUCAUCGAUGUGCGCGACCUCAGUCACCCCCUUCUUGCCAUCUCCGGCGGCGAUGCCCAACACCGUGCCCACCCGUAUGCCGUCCUCAGCUACGUCUGGGGACCAAAGCAGGACUACGUCCUCACUAAGGCAACCGUCAGCCAGAUGUGCAUGGGGCUGGACCUGUCAAGGACCCCGAAGACCAUCUCGGAUGCGAUCAGAGUGGCACAUCGGCUCGGCUUCGACUACCUCUGGGUUGACGCGCUUUGCAUCAUACAGGACUCGCCCGAGGAUAAAGCUAGGGAACUACCGCUUAUGGCGAAUGUCUACAAGGAAAGUUCUCUUUGUAUUGUUGCAGCUACUGCCGCGGCGGCCUCGGAAGGAUUUCUCGAGACGCCUACUCCUCCUACCCGUUUCAUGGUCGAGCCCUUUCAAAUCCGGCUCGACUCCGCAGACGGCGGCCCGUCAUCCCUGACCUUCGCGUACCGGGCACCGUACAUGGCCUCGGCAGACCCAAUCAGCACCCGGGCGUGGACCUUGCAGGAGCGUGUUCUUUCCCGGCGUCUUCUGCUCUUCGGACGGAACGGGGUGAUGUGGAUGUGCCGGGAGUGUUUCAUCAACCCCGGCGCAGCACCAGACGCGGGUCCUCCAUAUCAGACGUCUCUUGGGCCCGACGCCGGAGAGAGUGAAAGCGACGACGAGGGGGAUCACGCCGCAGAGCUGGAGCGGUGGAUGGCUAUCCGCGCCGACUACAGCGAGAUGGAUCUCAGCUACUGCACUGACAAGCUGCCCGCCAUCUCCGCCGUCGCCGCCGAGGUGGGCAGGCGAACGGGCUGGACAUACCUGGCGGGCAUGUGGGCGCACAACCUGUUCUCCGAGCUACACUGGAGAUGUACCAAGCACGGUCCCUCGGGCGAGCAACUUGUGCUCAAGCCUGACAAGGCGAAAAGGGCAGGGUAUAUUGCUCCGAGCUGGAGCUGGGCGAGCGUCGGCCUCGGCGGCAUUGUCGACAGCGAAGGCGAGCGCGGCGACCGCGAGCCCUUUGAUUUCACGAUCCUCGAGUGCCACGUUGAUGCAAGUCCGGACUUUCCGUUCGGGCCCGUAUCCGGCGGGCAUCUCGAUGUACGGGGCAAGGCGGUGGAAUUAACCUGGAGACCGGAAGAGAAUGGCAUCAAUCCGGGGUGGGAUGUCUCGUUGAUCGAUGAACAGCAGCAGCUAAGCAGUGUCGGCACGCCAUAUAUAGUGGGCGCGGCGGCACUCGACCCUCUGGAUGCGCAUCUGGACCCGGCCCGGAAGCUGGUCUGUCUGGGGAUGAGCAAGCUCAGGCUCGGCCGGCAGCGCAUCCAGCCUAUUGAAGGGUUGUUGCUUCUCCCCAGCCAGUCUCAUAGCGGCGUGUUCCACCGCAUCGGUUUCUUUCGCAUGAAUGCGCCCUCCGUCUUCGACGGUGCAAUGACGAGUAUCUUCAGGAUUGAAUAAUAAUUAAUCAAUUCAACCAGUAAGUUGCGCGGUCAGUCGCUAGUAGAGGUUGGCGACCGUGACUAGUAGUAUGUAUGCUCAACUAUCUCUCCCUAGUUUUACCUCCCUUCCCCUUCCCCCAA
Molecule: messenger RNA, 2512 nt
Organism: Chaetomium strumarium
Lineage: Eukaryota; Fungi; Ascomycota; Sordariomycetes; Sordariales; Chaetomiaceae
Product: heterokaryon incompatibility protein-domain-containing protein
Exons: 2
Coding region: 135-2390 (751 amino acids)
Source: RefSeq, a predicted model, not a curated record